Eleginops maclovinus (Patagonian blennie) is the source of this 2060-nucleotide messenger RNA. It is a transcript of the gene vsig10, whose product is annotated as V-set and immunoglobulin domain containing 10. Gene Ontology annotation, cellular component: cell-cell junction; plasma membrane. Gene Ontology annotation, biological process: cell-cell adhesion. The coding region runs from base 214 to 1821 and encodes 535 amino acids. Gene Ontology annotation, molecular function: cell adhesion molecule binding. The transcript is spliced from 9 exons. The record is from RefSeq and is a predicted model, not a curated record. Lineage: Eukaryota; Metazoa; Chordata; Actinopteri; Perciformes; Eleginopidae.
AGUAAACAAAGCAGGUCUGCGGACUGUAGCGGAGAGAGUUCACAUGGUGACACAGUGCUCCCCCCUGUAGUGUGUUAAUGGUGCGUAUGGGCACUGGGUGUUGUGUGUUACCGACAGGCUCACACAUGUAGACUAGUCAUACAGGUUUGGACGGGAAGCCCUAUUGUUCACUUUUCUUUUUUUUAAGGCGAUGUAGGCUUUAGGAGAGUUACCAUGAAGAUAGUCACACCUGUAGCGCUUCUACACCUGUGUUUAUGUGCGACAGCUGCAGUUUCGGGUAGUGUCUCCACCGAAACGGCCUUGACAGCCGCACAGGGAGACGUCGCUAUACUUCCGUGUUACACCGUCGGUAACGUAACACCUAAUGUAACGUCAUGGAUAAAAAACGGACAAGAAGUUAUUAGAGGGGACAUUUCUUCGCCCAUCCCACUCGGCAGACAGCACCUCACAGUGCUUUAUGACGGGAGUCUGAACAUUCGGGCAGUGGUACCUGGAGAUGCGGGCACCUACCUGUGCAGCUCCACGCUGCCAGGCAACAACAUCUUUCACGCACGUGUCCUGCUAGAAGUGACAAAUGGUCCAGAAAAUAUGUCUUUGUCCAUCGGUCCAGCCACCGCCCUGUCCAACGGGACGCUCAUCGUCUAUCAGGGUUCGGCCGUCUCCUUUAACUGCUCCGGCUCCUCCUACCCCUCCCAGCAGCUGACCUGGGCCUUCAGAGGAGCCGAGUCCAGCAAUCAGUCGCUGGCUUCGGCCUCCAGACCCUGGCUGGACUUCAGGAUAGAAGACGUCCAGCCCAGCGCUCAGGGAGUCUACAGCUGCAAGGCAAACAACACUGUCUCUUUUCAGACAGCCAAUAAAAGCACAGAGCUGCUGGUAUACUAUGCCCCGGACAGACACCCUGAGUGUAUGUGGGCCCCAGCACAGGACCCCUCCCACGUCCUCUUCAAUUGCACCUGGUUCGGAGCGUAUCCCGCACCGACCCUGCGCUGGGGGGAAGACCAGGGAGACCAGGCGGCUGGCUGGAAAGGACACGUUUAUAAGUCAGAGGUGACAGAGAGCCUGUCGGUGUUGCUGAACCGCUCGAUGCUGGCGGACGGGCAGACGCUGCGGUGCAUGGCCCAGCACCUGACCCUCACGGCAGGGAAAGAGAAGUCGUGUUCGUUCAACCUCAAAUACCCGUUUCCCAAUGGCGACCCGAUGGCUUCGGCUCUAGAGGCGUCCAGCAUAACUCUAACCUGCACUGAGGACGUCUCCAUACCCCCUGCAAACACCAUAUGGAGGAAAGGGCUCCAGCAGGAAGACAUCGUCCCCGGAUCCAAGUACGUCCUGACUGAGGAAGGCCCCGUCCUGAAGCUGACCAUACACAAUAUCAGCAAGGACGACGAAGGCGUUUACUUCUGCCGCAGCGAGAACCCCCUAGCUGUCCGCGAGCUGGAAGUUUACCUCACAGUGAAGAAGUCCUCUGCAUACACAGGAGCGAUCAUCGGCGUCUUUAUAGCCGCACUGAUCGUGGGAUUAGCCGCCAUCGUGGCUAAAACUGUUUAUUCCAGCCGACACCGCAUUUGCCUGGGAGAUGGCUUUGGGCAUAUGGAGGAGGACAGAGGUGACGUGCUGAGUUUGGUGGAGUCGGACGAUGAGCAGAUCUUUCAGGACACUGUUCCCCGGCUGCCUCCGAUAGCCAACGGAGUCACGACAACGCUCGUACAGAUACAUCGAAUCCCAUCCAGUGAUCAUGAGGACACAGAAACUGCUGACCCAAACCCGCAGCAGCAGGACGAUACUGUACGGAUAGAAGAGUCAGCAGAUCUUGUAACAUUUUAGGUAUCAGGUGUUUUUAGAUACGUGUUUCGUUUAAGGUAAAUACCAUUUACUCCCUAGGACAAUGUGAAUACAAUCGGUGGAAGAUACAUGUAUAAUAAAAGAAUCAUUUAUUUUAAUUGUUUAUUAUUUUUAAAAAGGGUUUUGAAUUUUUGUAAGCUUAUUUCUAUCAUUGAUUUGUUUGUACAGCAUUUUGAAUGUUGCUCUGAGAUUUGCGCAGUAAAUGAUGAGUUGAAACAACA